UUGAGCGGAAGAUCUAUAUCAUUUCUUCUCUAUGUUUGUUCACAUAUAAAAGAUGAAGUACUGUAGGAAAAAUGGUAGAUUGAAAGUAUACAAAAAAUAAUAAUAAAUCAAUUAUUUGUUAAAAUAAUGAAACAUAUUUUCAGUAUUUAAUAUUUUAAACGUUAUCUAUAGAUUGUCUUUUCCCUAAUAAUAUCAAUAUGUUGGGAACAAAGAACGAUACUAGUAAAGACGAUAAUUUGAAAAGACAAGGUUCGUUCAGAAAGUUAUUACCUGUAAACACAAACGGAGAUUCUCAAUUAAGUAUGUCUGUGAAAAUGAUCGAUAGACCGACUGUAUCACAAACUAAUAAAGAAUAUACGAUUUAUUUGCAAGAAUAUAAUAUUUUAUCUGAAUAUAACAUGUUAUGUUCACAAGAUCUGAAAGGAAUUUAUGUUAUACCAUCUGCUCGAAAUUCUUUGUUAUGGUUUGGUGUACAAUUUGUGCGGCAAGGAAUAUAUCAAGGAGGAAUUUUUAGAUUUGAUAUAACACUACCACAAAAUUUUCCAAAUGGAGAAUGUCCUAAAGUCACAUUUCAAACUCCAAUUUUUCAUCCUUUAAUCGAUCCUGUGUCUGGAGAAUUAAACACAUUAUGGGGAUUUCCUGAAUGGAGGAAAAGUAAUAGAAUUUGGCAAUUGAUACAAUUUAUAACAAAAAUUCUGUCAAAAGUAGAUCUUAAGAUGAAUCCUGUGAAUCAUGAAGCAUAUAAUUUAUUAGAGAAUAAUUUCGAAGUAUUUCGAGAUCGUGUAAAAAAAUGUGUAAGAGAAAGUUUAAAUAAAGUUUACAAUUCAUCUACAGUGGAUGAUCCUCACUAUAUUAUGUUUAGUCCAUAUGUUGAUGAACUUUAUAAUUCUAUUAAAAGAGAAAUUUAUGAACCUAAGGAAGAAGAAGAAAACAAGGCACUUGGUUUAUCUUGGGUGCAACCAGGAUCAUUGCAACCAUUCUCUAAAUCUGAAGCAAGAUAAUAAGUAGCAUUAUGUAUAUUUAUUAUUUAUAGAAAAUUUAUAGAAAACAUAAUAACAAAACUAUAUACGUCCUUAGAAAAUAAGAGGAACGUAAAUUUAAAUGCAGGGGAUAAAUUGUAAUAUAUUUUUAUAAUUAAAAUGAUUAUUUUUUAUUUUAAUUUUUAAUAUAAUGAAUAUGAAACUGUUUUGUAUAUUAAGCAUAUAUAAUACUCUUACAUUUAAUUAUAAUAAAUACAAUUGUUGGCUUGUUAUUAAAUGUACUGCGAACAUUUUUUUU
Messenger RNA from Apis dorsata (giant honeybee), 1278 nucleotides. RefSeq names its product AKT-interacting protein-like. The transcript has 7 exons. Bases 198 to 1001 code for a protein of 267 amino acids. The record is from RefSeq and is a predicted model, not a curated record. Lineage: Eukaryota; Metazoa; Arthropoda; Insecta; Hymenoptera; Apidae.